Molecule: messenger RNA, 2598 nt
Organism: Malassezia pachydermatis
Lineage: Eukaryota; Fungi; Basidiomycota; Malasseziomycetes; Malasseziales; Malasseziaceae
Product: l domain-like protein
Exons: 1
Coding region: 1-2598 (865 amino acids)
Molecular function (GO): protein binding
Source: RefSeq, a predicted model, not a curated record
AUGUCCGACGUCGGCUCUGAAAACGGGACGGUCGUGCAUCGCUCCGAUGUAUCGACCUUGCCGCCCAUGUUUCUCCCGGCAUGGAAAGCGACGCCGGCGCGUGGUCGUGAUCGCUUCAAUGCAUUGGGCGGUGACAUGUUCUCACCUAUGAAGUUACAGCAGAUCUUUCAUGAGCCGAGCCCUUCGUCUAUGAAAGAAAAUGUACAGCUCUCAUCGUCCACUACGUCGUCGCCGCGUGGCCCCGCCUCGAAAGCGGCGCAUGCUGCGCUGGAGGCCGUGCCAACGCAGUCGGAAUUUACGUUUCGGACGAAGCAUGUGCCGACAUCGACGCCCAUGCCAACACGCCGAGUCUCUGUGAAAGGCGCCACGUUGAACGCAGCUCUCCAGGCGGAGAAAGCUCGUGCGGAAGCUGCUGCUGCCGCCGCCACAGAGACCGCCACGGGAACGACAGGAUCUACCUCGGUCUCGGCAACACGGACAUCGACGACGAGCGCGAGUACCAGCGCGAAACCUGUGCCGUCCACGCCAGGGGGGCCUCAUGUCCCGCUGCGUCUGAUCAAUCUGCAGAUGGACGCACACGUUCGCACAGGCCUGGAGCAGCUUGCGGAAGAGCGAAGUCGCGAAGCCUCGCGGGAUGAAUCAUCAAGCAUACAUGAUCUUCACACACACAAGCGCAUGCGGGUCGCCUCGCAUGAGACCAGUCAGACGCGACCAGUGUCGCGUCGCAUGCCGCUAUCGUACCGUUCGACCAACAUGGAUACCCAAACAUCGCCGCCACACAUGUCGCCCUUUGGCUCGUACCCACGCUCCAUCCUUAAAUCGACCGCGCAAGAUACGCCGCGCGGUACCAAUGCGCGCUCCAUCAGCUUUGUGGAUCCGUCGGUGCCACGUGAAUCGCGUCUGGAGCGCGUCUUGGACGAGUUGGAGCACAUGAACCUGACGCAGUCUAUGCGUGGCGACAUGACCACAGGCGAUCGAUCCCUCGGCACACAAGCGUCGUUCCGCGUGACGCGGGACAAGCUGAUUGAGCUGCUCACAGACGUAGCGCCAUGGGAGCCGGAUUGGCAUUCGAUGCGUACGUUGGAUUUGCGUGCGCGCCGCCUAGAGUCGUGCAUUGGGCUGGCCGAGCAUAUGCCCGCGCUGGACGAAGUGUGGCUUGAUCACAAUGAUGUGGCGUUUGCCAUGGGGCUACCGGCCAGUCUGCGUAUAUUGCGAGCGUCGCACAACCACUUUUCGGAGCUCACGUCGUUCGAGCAUUUGCAGCGGCUCGAGGUGAUUGACGUGAGCCACAAUGACUUGACGUCGCUCAUGCCGUUUGCCCAGCUACCACAUCUGCGGGAGUUACGGGCGGACCACAACCAAAUCGUCGACCUGCAUGGCCUCGAGCAGUGCCGAACGCUGCGUCGCGUGAGUGUGACGCACAAUGCGCUGCAUGGCACCCUCGACUUGGCCAGCAUGGCAUGGCAUGCGAUCGAGCGGAUCGCACUCUCGCACAACCGGCUUCAGCGUCUCGAUGGCAUGGAGCAUCUCUCCACCCUCCAAGCGCUGCAUGUGGAAGCCAACGAGCUAAGCGUCGUGCGCAGUCUACAGAUCUUGCCGCAGCUGCGUGUGCUGCGUGUGAGCGACAAUGCCACCUUGACCACCCUCGACGUUGCCUGGGCGCCGCGGAUCAAGACCCUGUACGCGGAUCGGUGUGCCUUGCCACGCAUUGAGGGACUGGCCCAGGCCGUCGAGCUUCAGCGCCUAUCGCUGCGGCAGCAGCACACACGCCUGCAAUGGCCCCUUCCUCUCCCGCCGUCCGUGGAGCGCCUCUUCCUGGCCGGCAAUGCCAUCCGGUCGCAUGCGUGGCUGGGUACAACGCUGCCUGACUUGGUCUACUUGGAGUUGGCAGGGUGCCAGCUGACGCAUAUGGCUGCACAGUGGCAGCAGCGUACGCCGGCGCUGCGCUCUCUGAAUCUGGACCACAAUAUGCUAACCAGCGUGCCGUCCUUGCAUGCAUGGCACCGAUUGAAGCGGCUCAGUGUGGUGGGCAAUCGCCUGGUGGCGCUCGAAGACGUGGUACAAAGUGUGCGUGGCCUGACGGAGCUGUGUGUGUUGGACGUACGCAUGAAUCCAUGCACGUUGGGCCUGUACCCACCGAUGGUUUGGCCCUGCGAUGCUGGCGUCGGGCCGCGGGACGAUGCUGUGAAAGCACCGCCUACCACCACACAGGCCUGGUGUCCUCCGCUGCCCAACCCGGCCAUCGUACAACCGGAUGCGGCGGCGGCAUUAGCACGUGCUGCGCAGGCGCAGUACCAAGCCGCGCAAGCGCUCGCGGAGCGCUCGCAAUUCCAUAAACGCACGAUGCUCUUGCCGCCGGAGCCCUCGGACACGACGCCCGGCUCGGAUCAUGCGGCCGAUGGCGCUCGCGCCACGGUGCUGUUCCAAGCAGCCGAUCAGCGGUUUGUUGCUACGUUGACGCGGCACACGCUUCAAAAGCGGCGUGUGUACCGCGGCCUAUGUGGUAUGGCGUGUGCAUCGCUCACAUGGCUCGAUGGACUGGAGCUGGAAGAGCGCGACGUACAAGAGGCCGAGCAGCAGCUUCGAUCCACGCUGUAG